AUGACGAAAAUUUACAAGGUGUCGAAAGUUGUGAAAAUGAGUUCAGUCAAUCACGUAUUAAGGAAAAGUUUCUCCAGCCUACCGACUUUUUUCCAUAAUCUGCAAAGAAGUAAUCCUACCACCUUCACGUACAUUACGAAGGAUCAGUACAAUCGUUUCCAAAUUUGUUUCAUGGCAUUGGGAUGCGUGAUUCGUACGUUCCUCACGUCUAUGAUACCAAUCAUAUUCGUUGGUCAAGUACCUCUAAUUGGGGUGUAUGUAACAUCCAUGUACAUUGUUGUUGCUUUAGAUGGAAAUCAUGAACCCCUUCUCAUAGCGGUUGCCUUGGGAACCAUAAAUUGUGACAAUUCAUGGUUAUGGUUCAUGAGGAGGCUUAAAGACUGUUUAGGUGACAAUACAAAAUUUGGUUUCAUAAGCCUAAUGUCUGAUUCUAUAGACUUUGCAGUCCAAAGAGUCUACCCUGAUUCAUAUCAUGGCUAUUGUUGUAAAAAUAUAGCCGAGAAAAUACGCGCUUCCAUCGAAACCAAUACAGUCGUUGAACAGUUGUCCUGGAAGACGUGUAAAGCGUAUAAUUUAUCUCAAUUUUAUGCAUGUUUGAACAAUUUAAAAAAUGAGGUAAAUGGGAAUGAUCUUCAUUGGCUUGACAAUAUUCCCAUUGCAAAAUGGGUACGGGCUUGUUUUCCAAGAGUACGUUUCAAUGUUAAAUUCAUUGACAUUCCCGAUGUUGUCAAUUGGUUUAAAACAAACACGCAUGAGUUUCCAAUAACAACAAUCAUUGAAAUGGUUCAUGACUCAAUGCAAGCAGUGUAUCUUCGACGUACUGCGUUUGGAGUUGAUUUCACAGGGGAUUUCCAUAAUCUUCUAACCCCUUAUGCACUUAAGGUGAUUCAUAAAAGAUUUAUCCACUCGGAUGGUUGUAGGAUUACACAUAUUGUUGGCGAUAGAUAUGAAGUGACUAAGUAUUCAACAACCGAAUAUGUACAAUUAGACCGUGGUAUUUGUAGUUGCGGUAAAUGGCAAAAAUGCGGUAUACCUUGUGAGCAUGCUAUAGCUUCACUACACAGACUUGAAAUUGCAGAAAUCCAUCAAAUGGUAAAUUUAAAGUUAUGUACAGCGGUGUAUCGAAAUGCUUAUCAAACUGAGACGGUCAAUCCUAUUCCAACCCUUAGGCAUUGGGAAAAACCAGUCGAAAGUGUUGUGGUCUUACCUCCACGCCAAUUCAAUUGA
Molecule: messenger RNA, 1227 nt
Organism: Lactuca sativa (garden lettuce)
Lineage: Eukaryota; Viridiplantae; Streptophyta; Magnoliopsida; Asterales; Asteraceae
Molecular function (GO): zinc ion binding
Source: RefSeq, a predicted model, not a curated record